AUGGAAACAUUGAAUGGAGGAUGGACAGCUAUCCAAAAACGAGUCCUUGGAUCUGUAAGCUUUAACAGGAACUGGGAAGAAUAUAAGAAUGGCUUUGGUGCCCCGGAACACGAUUUUUGGAUUGGAAACGAGGUUAUUCAUCAGUUAACCAAGGGAAACAACUCGUACCUUUACGUUUCCAUCACACACCAGGAUGGAAGGAGACUGUAUGAGUUGUACGAACGAUUCUCUGUUCUCAGUGAAACAGAAAAAUAUAGACUUUUUCUGGCUGGAAAUGCCACGGGUACAUUAGGAGACCAGAUGUUAAACACUUCGGAUUCCAUCUCUGAUUUGUCUGGGAUGUACUUCUCCACCUUGGACAGAGAUAACGAUGGAUGGGUUGAGGGACACUGUGCUGCUGAUCAUGGAGGAGGGGGAUGGUGGUUUAACGAAUGUUACCUCGCCUUUCUCAAUGGUCCCUGA
Molecule: messenger RNA, 462 nt
Organism: Saccostrea echinata
Lineage: Eukaryota; Metazoa; Mollusca; Bivalvia; Ostreida; Ostreidae
Product: fibroleukin-like
Exons: 4
Coding region: 1-462 (153 amino acids)
Source: RefSeq, a predicted model, not a curated record